Molecule: messenger RNA, 1322 nt
Organism: Etheostoma spectabile (orangethroat darter)
Lineage: Eukaryota; Metazoa; Chordata; Actinopteri; Perciformes; Percidae
Product: probable flap endonuclease 1 homolog
Exons: 11
Coding region: 192-1238 (348 amino acids)
Cellular component (GO): nucleus
Molecular function (GO): 5'-flap endonuclease activity; manganese ion binding; RNA-DNA hybrid ribonuclease activity
Source: RefSeq, a predicted model, not a curated record
CACCAGGAAGACGUCUCAGGGAUUCUAACCUGACGUCGUUGUAGAGAGUUAUAGUUAAACAAAAGUCCCCCUGUACUCCCAAAUAUCCUUCCCAAACGCCAGUUCAUUUUGAUUAACCAAUCUGAACAGUUUCUUUUAGUCAUCUUCUACUGGAAGUAUUCCUAAGAACAGAAGCAGUGGUGCAACUGGCAAUGGGCAUCACCAAACUGGCGGAUUUGAUCCGCUUAGAUGCUCCCGGUGCUAUUUCUCAUAAGGAUAUCAGUGACUACACGGGAAAGGUAAUCGCACUUGAUACCUCCAUUGUUAUGAACCAGUUCCGUGCAGCGACGCCUUCCCUGAGCCCCCUGACAGGCCUCUUCUUCCGCACGCUCACAUUCCUGGAACAUGACAUAAAGCCAGUCUUUGUGUUUGACGGGAAGCCUCCUGGGGAAAAGACAGCUGCUCUUGAGAAGAGAGCGGAGACCGCUGGUUUGAGUUCCCCCAAUCUCACAGGCACAGCAUCAUCCCAGACCAAAGAUUGUCUCCAGCUCCUGAAGCUUCUGGGAGUACCUGUCAUCCAGGCUCCAGGUGAUGCUGAGGCGAUGUGCGCCUGGCUGGUGAGAGAGGGGACUGUGGACGCUGUGGCAUCAGAGGACAUGGACACACUACCGUUUGGAGCCAAUAUUCUCAUUCGCCAGCUGAAUGCCAAGAAGGACAGUGAUGUCAUUGAAUAUUCUUUACCCAAGCUGUUAGAGAAACUCCAAAUUAGUCACGAGGAGUUUGUUGACCUUUGUAUUUUGUUGGGCUGUGACUACUGUGACAAGAUAGCCGGUUUGGGUCCUAGGAGAGCUCUGACACUCAUCCAGAAGCACCGUACCAUUGAGAAUGUGGUUUUGCAUAUCAACAGAGAGACCCAUCCUGUGCCACAUUUCUGGAAGUUUCAAGAAGCACGGAAGAUAUUCUUGAGUGCACCACCAGCAGUGGCUCCUGAACUCACCUGGACUGAGCCAGAUGAAGAAGCCUUGGUUAGGCUCCUCUGUCACAUCAAACACGUGAGACAGGACAGGGUCCGUCAACGAAUGGAGAAGUUCCGUCGUACGAGGGAAGCUAAGCGGGAGGAGAGGGAAAAGGAGAGGGCAGCAGGACGUAGCAAGCAGACUCGCAUGGAGGACUUCUUUAGAGUUACCAGAAAGAGGGAGCAGACUGUGGAAGCUGCAGACUCUUUAAGCAGCAAAAGAAAGAGACCAAAGUCAAAAUAAGGCCGCCACCAUCUCCCGCUUGCUUCCUCAACCAUCAAAGUUGGAAGUUGUUUUCAACGCCUUUCUGAAUAACUCAAACAAUCA